AUGGGCAUAUGUUUUUCAAGUGAAAGCGACGAAAGUCGUGUUAGCGCUCAGAUUGAUAAGAAGAUUGAAGAGGAUUCACGGAGGUUAAGGAGAGAAUGCAAGAUCCUUUUGCUAGGCUCCGGGGAGAGCGGGAAAUCUACAAUCGUCAAACAGAUGAAGAUUAUCCAUCAGAAUGGCUACACCCUUGAAGAACUUGCGAUGUAUCGGCUUACGAUAUAUAAGAACUUGGUUGACUGUGCAAAAGCUUUGGUUAUGGCUUUACGGCAAUUCGAAAUCGAUCCCGAAUCACCUACUAAUAAGGAAUAUGCCGACUUCAUCGUCGAGUUCCAAGUUGAUCCCGAUCCAAACACCCCCUAG
Messenger RNA from Morchella importuna, 357 nucleotides. RefSeq lists its product as uncharacterized. Gene Ontology annotation, molecular function: guanyl nucleotide binding; G protein-coupled receptor binding; GTPase activity. The coding region runs from base 1 to 357 and encodes 118 amino acids. The record is from RefSeq and is a predicted model, not a curated record. Gene Ontology annotation, cellular component: heterotrimeric G-protein complex. Gene Ontology annotation, biological process: adenylate cyclase-activating G protein-coupled receptor signaling pathway. Lineage: Eukaryota; Fungi; Ascomycota; Pezizomycetes; Pezizales; Morchellaceae. The transcript is spliced from 3 exons.